Molecule: messenger RNA, 237 nt
Organism: Drosophila subpulchrella
Lineage: Eukaryota; Metazoa; Arthropoda; Insecta; Diptera; Drosophilidae
Exons: 2
Source: RefSeq, a predicted model, not a curated record
AUUCAUCAGUUGUUGACAGGACAGUUAUCUACAGGAGAGCAAAUUCAGAAUGUCAUUCGGAAUUACAAAAAGGACUCCGUCGACAGGAAGACUAAGCCAGCCUACUACAGAGAACGUUUAUUAAGGUUAGAAUCCCUGUGGGAUGAAUUUAACUCCGGAGAUAAUCAAAAAAAUAACCUCCUUAAAGGAUUCAGAGAACAAACGGUGUUGCUUGAUAGUUUAGAGCGCAUCAUGAAU